UCUCAACCCCUUCCUUCUCUCCUACCCUGUACUUCAUGUGCCAGGGCCUCUCUCCCCCUCUUCUCUGAACCCUGAUCUCAUCCUUGACCCCUUUGGUCAGGAUGAGCUGGCUGAGCCGGCUGACCCCUCGAGGUCCGGGGGGCAGGUCCAGUAGGAACGUGGCACCCUCCAGUCCCUGUACUGCUGACCCAGAGACCUGCCUCAUGGUGUUUGAGAACCACUGGAGACAGGUGUCCUGGGUGCUGGAACAGCGGGAUCCGUCAAGCUCUAGUGAUGACCUCACCGCGGUGCGGAACCACACCGACCAGAUGCUGUGCCUCCUGGCCGAGGAGCGACCGGGGGAGUGUGAGGGACCCUCCGGGGCGGUAACGUCCGGUAACGUCCCCCCCAUUGGCCCCAUCCUGGACCUGGUGGUGUCUGAGAACGUCCUGGAGCGUGUGGUGCAGUGGCACCUGAGGCGCGGCCUGGACCCCGACAGCCAGGGGGCGCUACUCAAGCUGUUUGAGAUGCUGAUAGGCCAGUCUCAGCAGCCCUUGCUCCAACACAAGGCGGUGCUGCAACCUCUACUGGGUCUGCUGGGGGCCUGUGCUGAGCCCCAGCUGGGCUGCCCUCCCUCUCUGGAGAACAGCCUCGUGCUGCUGCUCAACCAGAUCUGUGUGUCGAUGGCGCGGGCUCCUGCUGUGUUGGAGCUGUUGUUCAGGACGGCCCCGGUGCAACACGGGCCUACCAACCUGCUCAUCUUCUCCCUGCUGGUUCCCUUCAUCCACCGUGACGGAGCCAUCGGACAGCAGGCCCGCGACGCCCUCCUCCUCGUCAUGGCAACCUCCGCCAGCAACCAGGGAGUGGCACGCUACAUUGCAGAGAACUCCUACUUCUGCCCGGUGCUGGCCACGGGCCUGAGUGCUCUCUACUCCUCCCUGCCGAGGAAGAUAGAGGUACGGGGAGAUGACUGGCACGCUCUGCGCAGGGAGGACUGGAUGGGCGUGUCCUCUCUGGUGCUCUUCAUGAACUCUCUGGAGUUCUGUAACGCUGUCAUCCAGGUGGCUCACCCCCUGGUCCGCAGACAGCUGGUCGACUACGUUCACAACGGAUUCCUGGUCCCUGUCAUGGGACCCGCCCUACACAAGUCAUCUGUAGAUGAGAUGAUAGCCAGUACAGCCUACCUGGACCUGUUCCUACGCAGCGUCACGGAAACAGCUCUCCUUAAAACCUUCCUGCGUUUUAUCCUCAUGCAUCGCCACGACAACGACACCAUCCUGGACACAUUGCUAACUCGCAUCAGCAGCAACUCAAGGCUGUGUAUGGUGUCUUUGAGCCUGUUUAGGACUCUACUCUCUCUCAACUGUGAAGACCUCAUGUUGCAGCUCGUUCUCAGGUAUCUGCUGCCCUGUACCCAUGUGAUGUUGAGUCAGAGGCGUGCUGUCAGGGACACUGAUCUCUAUGGUAAAUCAGCCGACAAGUUCCUGUCCCUCAUCCCAGACUGCUGCCGUCUGAGCACAGUGCCCUCUGCUGAGCAGGAGGAAGAACCUGCCCUUUGGGGGAAAGUCCUGAACAGUCCCAGCUCAGAGUCUCCAGUACACCACAAACCCAGCACUCCGUCCCGCUUGGCCCUGUUCAUGCGCCAGCAGAGCACUGGAGGAGGGCCCUCCACCCCCUCCCCCACCGAGACGGUCCCCUCGUCGCCUGGUGCCGGCCCCAACACCCCCCUGUCCCCAGAUAGCCCCAUGCACCCCGUCCCAGAGGGGCUGGACUGGGAGUCGGGGUACCUGGAGUACCUCAGGGACGCACGUAGGGGGGUAGAGCUGUGCUCCUGGGCCUGCCGGAACUGGUCAGCCCCCUACGACGGAGAGGACCCCUCACCCAACACGGCCCCUCUACCUCCCCCGCCCCCCACCUCCAACCCUUCCCUGGCCAUGUUCCCAGAGCACUUCUCCUUCCAGCAGGGUGGAGGAGGAAAUGGAGGUAGUACCUCCCCCGGCCAGCAGAGGGCAGCGGUGGUGGCAGCAGCGCGGUCAGAGUGGUCCAGUACAGAGAGGGACAGUGGAGAGUGGGACGUCACCAUCGGUAAGAACAGCUGUAUCAGCCUCACACCCCGCACCAAGAAACGCAGCCUGCAGAGAGAGGAUGUCCCCCUCCCCAAACCUCUCCAUCUCCCUCCUGAUUCUGCCUCCCUCCCUGACCCCUCCGCUGCUCCCCACCACCACUCCGCCCCCACCAAGGGCCCUCAGCAGGCCAUCAUAAAUGGGACGUUGUUGGGGGGGCAGGGGGACGGGUGUAGGGACAGCCAGGAUGGAGGGAUGGAGGUUAAGAAGGUGAAGAGAGAGUUGGGCGAGCAGCGGCACCCUACUGGGGGGGACUCUAGUCAGAACGGGGGGGUGGGUGCCUGCCCUGCCCAGUCCUGCGGGUCCCUACAAGGCUUCUACAGUGAAGGGAAUGGGAGUGGGGCUGCGGAAAGCUCCAGAGGUCUUCCACCACACAAACCGAGUCACGCCCAGACUCAGUCUGCUCCACUGCUCUCAGAACCCCGUACCAACUCCUCCAACGACAGGCUGACCCUCCAUGCUGCAGCACCUGGCCCUGGAUCGAGACCUCCAGAGGCAAUGCUCUUUCACCAGUCAGAAGCAGUGGAGCGACUGAUCUCUGAGCUCCUGGAUGGGGUCGGACCGGGGGAGGGGGGCCAGCAGGGGCCUGGAGACUCCAACGGCCAGGGCAUCAGCAUCGAGGCCUUCACCCAGGAACUCCGGGAGCUGGAGGAGAGAGUGAGGGAGAGGAGCAGGGGGGUGGGGCUGCUCAGACAGCUGGAGGAGACCACCAGAGACCCCCACUCAGAGGAACCACCGCCCCCCUCUCCCCUGGACGCUGACCUGAUGGGGAGCGGGGUAGGGGCUGGCGUUGUGGGGGUGUUCAGCCCUGCCAGGCCUCUAGGACAACCAUCCACUCAGCCCUACACAGGUCCGUUCAUGGUGGUUCUGUUUGCCAAGCUGGAAAACAUGCUCCAGAACUCUCUGUAUGUAAACAUCCUGUUGACGGGUAUUCUGGGCCAGCUUGCCUGCUACCCUCAGCCCCUGCUCCGAUCUUUCCUCCUCAACACCAACAUGGUGUUCCAACCCAGCGUCAAGUCUCUCAUACAGGUCCUGGGCUCAGUGAAGAACCGCAUCGAGACGUUUGCAGCGUCCCAUGAGGAUUUCCCUGCCAUGUUGAAGAAAGCCCAGCGCUACCUGGCUGCCAGGGGCAAGGUGGAUUGGGCGGACUCACCCAUGGGGAUGCCCACACUGCGACGCUCUGAUUCUCUGGUGAAGAGCCGGAAACCCUCACUAGGCGACCUGAUCCUUCGCCACACCAACAGCCCCACGCGGGCACGCCACGCCGCCCAGCUCGCCCUGGCCCACGUACGAGACGGCGGCCAAUCGCUGCACAGUGCCCUGUUCCGGGGCGGGUCAGGGGCGUCGGGGCUGGAGAAGCAGGCAGAGGCUCUGAGGGUGAAGAACGCCGUCUACUGCGCCGUCAUCUUCUCUGAGUUCCUCAAGGAGCUGGCCGCUCUGGCCCAGGAGCACGCUGUCUCCAUGCCCUUCCUCCAGAGCCACGAUACUGAGGAGUGAUGCUGUCUGUCUCCAUGCCCUUCCUCCAGAGCCACGACACUGAGGAGUGAUGCUGUCUGUCUCCAUGCCCUUCCUCCAGAGCCACGACACAGAGGAGUGAUGCUGUCUCCUUGCCCUUCCUCCAGAGCCACGACACUGAGGAGUGAUGCUGACUCCAUUCCCUUCCUCCAGAGCCACGACACUGAGGAGUGAUGCUGUCUCCUUGCCCUUCUUCUAGAGACACGACACUGAGGAGUGAUGCUGUCUGGCUCCUUGCCCUUCCUCCAGAGCCACGACACUGAGGAGUGAUGCUGUCUCCUUGCCCUUCCUCUAGAGACACGACACUGAGGAGUGAUGCUGUCUGGCUCCUUACCCUUCCUCCAGAGCCACGACACUGAGGAAUGAUGCUGUCUGUCUCCUUGCCCUUCCUCCAGAGCCACGACACUGAGGAGUGAUGCUGUCUCCUUGCCCUUCCUCUAGAGACACGACACUGAGGAGUGAUGCUGUCUGGCUCCUUGCCCUUCCUCCAGAGCCACGACACUGAGGAAUGAUGCUGUCUGUCUCCAUGCCCUUCCUCCAGAGCCAUGACACUGAGGAGUGAUGCUGUCUCCUUGCCCUUCCUCUAGAGACACGACACUGAGGAGUGAUGCUGUCUGACUCCUUGCCCUUCCCCCAGAGCCACGACACUGAGGAAUGAUGCUGUCUGUCUCCUUGCCCUUCCUCCAGAGACACGACACUGAGGAGUGAUGCUGUCUGACUCCUUGCCCUUCCUCCAGAGCCACGACACUGAGGAGUGAUGCUGUCUGUCUCCAUGCCCUUCCUCCAGAGCCACGACACUGAGGAGUGAUGCUGUCUGUCUCCAUGCCCUUCCUCCAGAGACACGACACUGAGGAGUGAUGCUGUCUGUCUCCAUGCCCUUCCUCCAGAGCCACGACACUGAGGAGUGAUGCUGUCUGUCUCCUUGCCCUUCCUCCAGAGACACGACACUGAGGAGUGAUGCUGUCUGACUCCUUGCCCUUCCUCCAGAGACACGACACUGAGGAGUGAUGCUGUCUGUCUCCUUGCCCUUCCUCCAGAGACACGACACUGAGGAGUGAUGCUGUCUGACUCCUUGCCCUUCCUCCAGAGCCACGACACUGAGGAGUGAUGCUGUCUGUCUCCUUGCCCUUCCUCCAGAGACACGACACUGAGGAGUGAUGCUGUCUGACUCCUUGCCCUUCCUCCAGAGCCACGACACUGAGGAGUGAUGCUGUCUGUCUCCUUGCCCUUCCUCCAGAGACACGACACUGAGGAGUGAUGCUGUCUCCUUGCCCUUCCUCCAGAGCCACGACACUGAGGAGUGAUGCUGUCUGUCUCCUUGCCCUUCCUCCAGAGCCACGGCACUGAGGAGUGAUGCUGUCUCCUUGCCCUUCCUCCAGAGUGACACUAAAGGUCGCAACCUGAUUUCAACCCUCCUCCCAGAAGAUUGAGAAGCAUUGGAUUGGUUAACAUCUGUCAGAAUUUACAUGGAUAUGCCAAAACUCUGGUCGACAGGUACGACUCUUGACUUUGACGUUUGAUGAAAGCCGUGGCUACAGUAGUUCCCUUAAUAUCCAACGCUGUUACUCUUAUUCUGGGCAUGUAUAACUCUCCAGAAUUGAAUCUUCAGAAUUGACGAUAUUCCCCAAGUCCUCAACAGCUACAUACAGAUGUUUGAAGAGUGGAAAAAAUACAGUAAUUCAAUAAAAAGAUGUAUGAACAAGAAAAUCUAUGAGAAGUCGCUAGUUCCACAAGUAGGUUCUGGGUAAUCUGUGCUAGACUGAGAAUAGAGAAUCAAGCUGUUUCUGUGUUGAAGAGGGAGGGAGGGAGGGAGAGAGUAAAUUACUGCAGUGUUUUCCAAAAACACCAUCCGUCCCUUCAGCUGUCCAUCCAAACCUUCUGUCUGUCUGUUCGUUCACCUCCAAUGUGUCCCUUUCGUUUCGGUUUUAUUUUGUCUCAAUACAUUGUGCAAGAAAAAAGGAUUUUACAGUUGGUGACCCCUCUUAAGGUCACAAACUGUACCCUGGCAAUGACCAAAUGAUUAUCUCUUAACCGUUAUCUAUUUCAUUUGAUCAGACAUCAAAUCAGUCACUCUAAGUCCGAUUUUAACUUUGUAUGAAUAUUUUUCUGUGAAAGAAUUGCUUGUUAAAGGUGUGUGAGUUCGUUUCACUGUCCUUUUAUUAGACAGUUCACUGUUCUCUUGAAGCAACCCCAUCCACAACAACGCAAUCCUAUAAUAAGUGUUGAGUUAAAUACAUCUGGGUUUCGGGGUGGCUACAGCCAGUAGCUGGAUCAGGUGUUUUCACCAUGUUAGCAUUUUCAUUUUCCUUUUAUUGUAAAUUUAAGAAAUUCAUGCAACUAUUUCAAUUGUAUUGAUUGGUGAUUUGUGAGCAUGUUCAGCUCUUUCUAGGUUUUGUCUUGUCGUGUGUGUGUGUGUGUGUGUGUGUGUGUGUGUGUGUGUGUGUGUGUGUGUGUGUGUGUGUGUGUGUGUGUGUGUGUGUGUGUGUGUGUGUGUGUGUGUGUGUGUGUGUGUGUGUGUGUGUGUGUGUGUGUGUGUGUGUGUGUGUGUGUGUGGGGCAGUAGUCUUCCUCAGCCAUUCAUCUCUCACUCAUACAGCCAUCUCUCUGGAACUGCCAGUCAGCCACUCCACAUAAUGACAUGCAUCUCUCUCACUCAUACAGCCAUCUCUCUGGAACUGCCAGCCAAGCCACUCCACAUAAUGCCAUGCAUCUCUCUCACUCAUAUAGCCAUCUCUCUGGAACUGCCAGCCAGCCACUCCACAUAAUGACAUGCAUCUCUCUCACUCAUACAGCCAUCUCUCUGGAACUGCCAGCCAAGCCACUCCACAUAAUGCCAUGCAUCUCUCUCACUCAUACAGCCAUCUCUCUGGAACUGCCAGCCAGCCACUCCACAUCUCUCUCACUCAUACAGCCAUCUCUCUGGAACUGCCAGCCAAGCCACUCCACAUAAUGCCAUGCAUCUCUCUCACUCAUACAGCCAUCUCUCUGGAACUGCCAGCCAAGCCACUCCACAUAAUGCCAUGCAUCUCUCUCACUCAUACAGCCAUCUCUCUGGAACUGCCAGCCAGCCACUCCACAUAAUGCCAUGCAUCUCUCACUCAUACAGCCAUCUCUCUGGAACUGCCAGCCAAGCCACUCCACAUAAUGCCAUGCAGUCGAGGUUUGGAAAAAGAUCCUGUGAUGUAACUUCCUGACUUCCUAUUAUAUUUACUGCCUGUCAUAUUCAAACUAUGUUGGAGAGGAUGUAGUUACUGUUCCCAAAUGGCAAGACACCACAAGAGAGUUGAACAUCUCACUGUGAUUAUCUAAUCAAUGAGCUGAUGAGGAUGGAUUUAUGGUUCUCAUCAGUAUUGUAUCCGUGUGUGUAAUAUUUUUUUUUUUUUUUUAAGAUUUAAGUUUCAAACUAUUUUGAUUUAAGUUUCAUUUUCUGGAAAUUGUCUGUCGGCUGUUCUUUCUCACUUUUCUUUUCUUUCUUCCUGUAUUGUGAAAUGAUAGACUUGCCCAGAUAGAUCUCUCCUGGAAUCUAUGCAAAUAUGUUCUGGUGUCCUAACGCCAAGGCUGAAACGGGAGAUGGACUGAGUUGACGUGUAAAUAAUGUAUAAACCAAUGGGUCUUUUAGAAAUACAGGGGCAUGUGAAUUAAUCAAGAGGACUGAAUGAAACACAUGCAAAAUGAAUGUCUGAAAUAUUUUUAUAUAAUUUAAGAGAGGGGAAAGAAAAUAUAACAUGAGAAACAAAAUCAAAAAAAAAUGUAUGGGGGGAAAAAAUCUGUAAGGAACACACAAAAAAUAAAGGGAACGUUUUUAUUCAUU
This is a messenger RNA of Salvelinus namaycush (lake trout), 7427 nucleotides long. Its product is annotated as FTS and Hook-interacting protein homolog. Lineage: Eukaryota; Metazoa; Chordata; Actinopteri; Salmoniformes; Salmonidae. The record is from RefSeq and is a predicted model, not a curated record. Gene Ontology annotation, cellular component: FHF complex. Bases 102 to 3599 code for a protein of 1165 amino acids. Gene Ontology annotation, biological process: early endosome to late endosome transport; lysosome organization; endosome to lysosome transport. The transcript is spliced from 12 exons.